Baudoinia panamericana UAMH 10762 is the source of this 3300-nucleotide messenger RNA. RefSeq lists its product as uncharacterized. Gene Ontology annotation, molecular function: nucleic acid binding; ATP binding. Gene Ontology annotation, cellular component: nucleus. NCBI's taxonomy places the organism in Eukaryota, Fungi, Ascomycota, Dothideomycetes, Mycosphaerellales, Teratosphaeriaceae. Bases 156 to 3188 code for a protein of 1010 amino acids. The record is from RefSeq and is a predicted model, not a curated record. The transcript has a single exon.
ACUGUAGUUGUGUAUUGCAUAUUCAGUCUUGGUUUGCAUUCCAAACGAACAACGAGGCUGGCGAAAUCUUGGCAUUGCCGAAAACUCCGCAAGACAACACAGUUCAAGAUAUCGCAUACCCGCGCAAUAUAUCAUGCUGGACGUAGGUGCGCACGAUGGCUGCCUUGUACAAACGCUAUGUUCCGCCGAAGCCUUCUGUGCCGACUGCGGCUUCAACAGCUUCGGUCAAGGAUCCUACAAAGACAGCGCCGGUGCAGAAAGAUGUACCUUUGUCUGUUCAGCCAGAGAAGAAGCGUAAGCGCGAGAGAUCAGAGCAAGAGACUACUGAACGCAAGGCGAAGAAGCUGCGGAAGAAGGGGAUCGAAGCACCUGUAGAGUCCGUGUUGCAGACACAAAAGGCUGAGAAGGCCGCAAAGCCUGUGAAUUCUGCUCCGCCACCGCAGCAGAAUGGGCCAGAACCACUGAGUGCUCCGGAAGCUGUAGACUCGCAUGCUGGUACCGACUUCGCCAGCAUCAAACAAGGGCAGAAACGGCAUCGUUUAGAGAAGGAAGCUCGUAAAGCACGUAUCAAAGCGGAGAAGGCAGCCAAGGGUGCCGGUCACGUAGCGGAAAAAGCUGAGGCUGUUCCUGGCGCGGCAGAUGCAGAGGUGGUUGCGGCCGUGAACGGUGCUCGUGGUCAUACUGGGCGGCGCAGCGAUGGUGCGCAGCAGCUGGACGUCGUGGAGUCGGAGUCUGCGAAUUCUGCAAAUUCUAGAAAGCGGCGGCGGGAGGAUAUCGAGCGCGACACCAACGACUUCCAGCUGCAAGACAGUACUGGAGAUGAUCUGGCUGGACGAUCGCUUGGUAAACCAACCAACUCGAUCCCUCCAAUCGAGCAGCUCGCAGAUAAACAGUCUCAGCUCGUACAUGAUGUAGACGAGCCUAUGCGAGCUACCACCACUGAUCCACGUUCAGCAAUGCUAAAGAAGCGACGGCAUAAACUGGAAGCUGUGUUGGAGCAAUCAUCCGAUGAUCCUGCCAUUGAGAGCGAGCAAACGCUGAAACACAAGGCUGUGCUCAACAAAUUUCAAAAGGCUACGAAGCAUGACCCGCACGAAGGUCCUCAAACAAAGGACACGGUAGAGCAGCGAAGUAACGAUAAUGUCAUACUCCGAGACUUAGUCCCUCUUCCGCAACCAGAGAAGGCGCCAACACCCGACUUCAAGCCAGGCUUCUCGGCUCUACCACCCUGGCUUGCCAAUCCGACAUUCAUCCCCAGCAACAGUAUGAGGAGCUUCUUCGAGACGGGCUUGGAAGAACCGACAGUGACGCACCUAGCCGGCCUCGGCUUCCAGAGUGCCCUACCCGUACAGCACGCCUUGAUACCACUCUUGCUUCCUCCUGGCAUGCCUGGAGCAAGAUUUCGCCCAGGCACUCAGCCAGUAUUACCAGAUCUUGCUGUGAGUGCUGCAACUGGAAGUGGCAAAACCAUUGCUUAUCUGCUACCGAUUAUGGCAGCACUGAAGCGACGACCGGUAGCUGGAAAGCUUCGUGCGCUGGUCGUUGUACCAACACGUGAAUUGGUUGCUCAAGUGGCUGAUGUUGCUGCAAGUUUGGCAAGCGCUGAACAUCUCGGUGGGUUAGCAGUCGGUACGGCUACAGGCGCGGGAAAGUUGAAGGGUGAGCAGGAGAGGCUUGUGCGGCAGUCCCAAAGGUACGACCCGGAAGCUUAUGCUGAGGCAAUGAAGAUGGCUCAGAAGCGCAACUACCCGCCCAGUCAGGAAGACGAUGGUUUCGAUGACUACAUCAACGCAGCGGAACGCGAAGAUUCACGAGACGUGCAACGGAUGAACGAUGCAAUUUCAGCUCGCAUCGAUCACGUGCCCGUCUACGGUUCUGCCGUAGAUGUACUUAUCUGUACACCGGGCCGACUUCUUGAGCAUAUGAGCAGCACACUCGGCUUCACCCUUGCUCAUCUUGAGUGGCUAGUGCUGGAUGAGGCAGACAAGCUUCUAGAUACGCAGUAUCAUGGCUUUCUUGAGCGUGUCAAUGACGAGAUUCUCCGACCGCGAAGUGCGGAGGAGCAGGACGCUCGGGAAACGUACCUUCGCUCGAGAUCGCUGUGGGAUGAGCAACGCGAGCGGCGGGUGAGAAAGGUACUACUUUCUGCGACAAUGACGCGGGACAUCUCCAAGCUCAUAGCGCUCAAGCUGCACAGGCCGCAGCUGCUUGUGGUCAGUGGUCAGGCUGGAGACGUUCAGGCUACAGCGACUGCCGAUGCCUCAACCAACGAUCAAGAUGUACGUGGGACGGGUGACCACUUUGAACUACCGCCCACCUUGACCGAGUUCUGCAUACCUGUUGGUGAUGGUAGUGAAAAGCCACUGUUUCUUGUGAAGCUGUUAGAGCAGAGGAUUUUGCCAAAUAGCGGCCUGCACGAUGCUUCCACGAAGUAUGUGCCUGAGCCUGAAGAUGCGGAAGACAGUGUCGAUUCUUCCGACGACGAUUCGAGUGUUGUGUCUGACUCAAGCUCGAGCGUCAGCAGCACGUCAGAGGGGAGCGAAAGCGGCAGCGACCAAGAUAUGAAUGCCCCCGGUAGCUCCGAUGAGCAGGGCGAAGCGGACGCUACCAUUCAGCUGGCUUCCAUGCAUCCGGCAAGAGCAGCGUUGCUUGGUAACAAGCCUGGCACUUCUCUCGACCGCGAUAGCAUUCCGACGGUCCUCGUUUUUGCCUCCAGUAACGAGUCCGCGCAUAGGCUCUCGCACCUUCUACGCAAGCUUCAACCUGCGUGGUCCUCUUUGAUCACCACGCUUACCAGGACUCAAUCCACCAAGCGUAAGUCCUCCAAUACACUGAACGACAAACCCAGCAUAACCAUCGCCACUGACCGUGCCGCUCGUGGGCUUGAUCAUCUUGCCCAGCGCAACAUCACGCAUGUCAUACAGUACGACGUUCCGCGGUCUGUGGAAAGCUACGUUCAUCGCGUGGGCCGUACGGCAAGGGCUGGCCGGCUGGGCGAGGCAUGGACGCUGUAUACGCAUACCGAGGCUCGUUGGUUUUUGCAUGAAGUCGCACGGGCAACGCCAAUACGGAGAGCACAGGCGGUGGAGAAGGUGAAGCUUGAUGAGUUCGAGAAGGAACUCAGCCUGAGGUAUCGGGAGGUGCUCGAGGCUAUGCGACAGGAGGUAUUUGCAGGAUCCAGGAAGUAGACUUGCUAGCUCCUUCACCAUAUCUACAACUGCGUGCAGCUUGUACACUACCAUCACGCCAUGCUUUAUGCUUGGGAACCAUGCGACUCACUGCUACAUCUCCUCCUCGUCC